Molecule: messenger RNA, 3117 nt
Organism: Atta colombica
Lineage: Eukaryota; Metazoa; Arthropoda; Insecta; Hymenoptera; Formicidae
Gene: Sema2a
Product: semaphorin-2A
Exons: 11
Coding region: 712-2919 (735 amino acids)
Biological process (GO): semaphorin-plexin signaling pathway; negative chemotaxis; axon guidance
Molecular function (GO): chemorepellent activity; semaphorin receptor binding
Source: RefSeq, a predicted model, not a curated record
AACGCAUGACGAAUGCAUACUAUUGAUGAAAUAAAAACCAUUUAAAUGGCCAACUCGUAGAUAAUAUUAGAUGUUUACAGGAAAGUAAAAUAAAUCUUGUAAAAAACGUACAUUUGCGUCAUCAACGAAAAUCGUUUAUCGUUCUAAAGACAUACCUGCGACUUAAGGGCGAAUUGUAUACAAAGAGUAAAAAGCAUAGGACAGAGAGAAUUCCUUUGUCCUUUGAAGCAGUGCGGAAGAGAAAGAAAGAACAAGGAGAACAGCUGAAAGAGAAGAAGAGAGAAAAAGAGAGAGUGAACUGAACGGAGCAACACGCGGUCGAGUUUCUAUCUUGGAGUGUACCUGCCGCAAGAACAGGACAAGGACGGCGAGUGAACCGAGAAAGAGAGAAAGAGAGAGGAAGAGAGAGACGCUUUACACGCCGGUGAACGGUCGUCGUUGUCGUUGCUAGCGGCAAAGGGCAACAACCACGCUGCGGCUGAAGUUUCUACCUCCUUUUACUCAAGGCCAGGGCAUCGCGGCCCACGCGGUCCUUUGUAAGCUUCGUCAAGGCCCGGAUCAGACGUGCCGGAGUGACGGCUAUCGUGCGCGAAAUGCUCCGAAAUUGGCGAAGGUAGAACAGACCGUGUGAGGAUUGUAUCUCGACAGAUCGAGAGAAAGAAAGGAAGAACGUGAAGGAUAGUGAAAAGUGUUUUUAUUUUUCCUGUGAUCAUGCAGAGACAGAGGCUACUACCGGACGCCAUGACAACGAUGGUUAGGGCAGCUGUUCUCGCAGCUGUCCUGGGGCAACUUUUGAGUCCCAGCAUGGCCAGCAGGCCCGCCGGUGCCCAUCCCGGACACGCAUAUUUCGAGCAACCGUGCUGCGGUCGUUCUCACCUCAGGCAUCACAAAGAACACGUGCGAGAAUUCAGCUGCGGCAUGCUGUACUACAGAACGCUCUACCUGGACAGUAAGAGGGAUGCCCUAUACGUCGGAGCUAUGGACAAGAUCUUCAGGCUAAAUCUGAGUAACAUCAGUCAUUCCAAUUGCGAGAGAGACGCUCUGAAUCUGGAACCGAGCAAUGUGGCAAAUUGCGUGUCCAAAGGCAAAUCAGAGCAUUUCGACUGCCGAAAUCAUAUAAGAGUGAUACAGCCGAUGGGAGACGGCAAUCGCCUUUACAUGUGCGGUACGAAUGCACAUUCACCUAAGGAUUGGGUGAUUUAUAGCAAUCUGACUCACUUACCGCGCCACGAGUUUGUCCCGGGAGUAGGAAUGGGUAUCGCGAAGUGUCCUUAUGACCCUGCGGACAAUUCGACGGCAGUCUGGGUCGAGAAGGGCAAUCCCGGAGACCUGCCAGCUCUUUAUUCCGGCACGAACGCUGAGUUCACCAAAGCCGAUACUGUAAUCUUCCGCACGGAUCUCUACAAUCUGACUACCGGUCGUAAGACGUAUAGCUUCAAGAGGACACUCAAGUACGACUCCAAAUGGCUCGAUAAACCGAACUUUGUGGGCUCGUUCGACAUUGGCAGCCACGUGUUCUUCUUUUUCCGCGAGACCGCGGUCGAAUACAUAAACUGCGGUAAAAGUGUGUAUUCCCGCGUGGCGAGAGUUUGCAAGAGGGACACUGGCGGUAAAAAUAUACUUUCGCAGAAUUGGGCCACAUACCUCAAGGCCAGAUUGAAUUGCUCGAUACCCGGCGAAUUCCCGUUUUAUUUCAACGAAAUACAGAGUAUUUAUAAGGUGCCGGGUGACGAUACGCAUUUCUAUGGUACCUUUACCACAUCGACGAACGGGUUAAUGGGUUCUGCGAUAUGUUCCUUCCACAUUGACGCCAUCCAAGAGGCUUUCCGAGGAAAGUUCAAAGAACAAGCAACUAGCAGUAGCGCGUGGCUACCAGUCUUGUCCAACAAGGUUCCGGAACCGCGCCCGGGCCAAUGUGUUAACGACACAGAGACGUUGCCGGACACCGUCCUGAAUUUCAUAAGAUCCCAUCCACUGAUGGACUCCGCGAUUUCACAUGAAAACGAGAAACCGGUCUUCUACAAGCGGGACGUCAUGCUCACGCGAUUAGUCGUCGAUAAGCUGCGCAUCGACUUCGUGGGCAUCGAUUUGGAUUAUACCGUCUACUACGCUGGCUCUAGUGAUGGCCGCGUUCACAAGGUUGUACAGUGGAUCGACAGUAAUGGCGAAUCUCAAUCGAUCUUGUUGGAUGUUUUCGAUGUCACGCCUGGCGAGCCGAUACAGGCGAUGGAGAUCUCGAAAGAACAUAAGGCUCUCUACGUGGCAUCGGAUCAUCGGAUAAAGCAGAUCGAUCUGGUAAUGUGCACUCGACGAUACGACAACUGCUUGCGGUGCGUCCAUGAUCCUUACUGUGGAUGGGAUAAAGACUCAAACACGUGUAAACCUUACGAACCAGGUCUUCUUCAAGACGUGUCGAACACCACGGCAGACGUUUGCGACAGCAGCGUCGGCAAACGGAAACUAGUUGUCACAUGGGGCCAGUCGGUGCAUCUGGGUUGCUUCGUGAAGAUGCCGGAGGUCCUGGCGAACCAAGAAGUGCGGUGGUACCAUUACAGCAAAGAGAAGGGAAGGUAUCAGAUCGCGUACAAGUAUGGUGCCGGCGGCGACAAAUUCAUCGAGACCUCGGAGAAGGGUCUGGUAAUCGUCGGCGUGAACGAGCAGGACGCCGGCAGAUACGACUGUUGGCUCGGCGGUGCUCUCCUGUGUUCGUACAACAUUACUGUGGACGCGCACAGAUGUUCGGCGCCUGCCAAGUCCAACGACUACCAGAAGAUUUAUUCCGACUGGUGUCACGAGUUCGAGAAGUACAAGUCGGCGAUGAAGAGCUGGGAAAGGAAGCAAGCGCAAUGCGCCUCGAGGCAGAACGACAGCAAUCAGAAUUUACACACGAACGAGGUGUACGGCACGCCCCUCGUCUGAUGGAGCCGAUCAUUGGGUCCCUCGUCGAGCCGAGAUUACGAUGAUACGAUGAUACGCAUAAGCGUCCCGCCAAGGAAUCGCGGCUGGACCACGACCGGUUGGAUCGGCCUGGCCUUCUUGUUGGCCGGUCACGCCACCGCGCUUGGCCCGCUGGUCACUUGAGGAUUCUUAAGUGACUAAAAUCGGUCCGCGAUUCGC